Molecule: messenger RNA, 700 nt
Organism: Cydia strobilella
Lineage: Eukaryota; Metazoa; Arthropoda; Insecta; Lepidoptera; Tortricidae
Exons: 2
Coding region: 39-680 (213 amino acids)
Source: RefSeq, a predicted model, not a curated record
CUGAUUGCGUUUCUAGUUUACACGGACAGUUUGAAAGCAUGAUACGUUUGAGAUCAACAUUAACAUGCAUUUCUUUAAUUUAUUUCACACAUUUGAUAAAUUGCAAUGUAAUAUUAGUUUUUGAUUCCAACGAUCUAGAUGAUCUAGCUAGGGAGCUAGCUCCAAGCGAGGAACACCCGUUUAUGUCUACUAAAAAAGUGUCCACUGUAAAGAGAAUUGUUCCUCCAUAUAAAACACCGGAAUUCGAGUACGACAGAAAAUAUCUUAGGAAAAUAUUUAAGCCCAAAUACGGACUGCAUAAAAAACUGUCUGAAAAAAAGAGAAACGUACUCGAACAAGCUUACAAAUUUAUGUUCAAACCUAAAACCUACAAAGGCCGAAACCCAAUCAACGCCAUCUUGAAAUUAGCGGGCAAACAAAAUGUCCGACAUAUUUUGAGGAACCAAGACGAUGGCUUGAAUGGUAAACUUUAUGACCCUUCGAGUGUUCAAAGUAGCAGGCCGGUGGAAGUAGAAUUCGAAAACGACCCACUAAAGAAAAAAGAGAUGCAAUAUAAUUUUCCAUUUUUUUCUAUUUAUAAUUUUUGGACGUACGAUAAGUCGUUGGUCCAAGACCGCUGUCCGAAAAACACGGCUUUAGUUGGCCAAUACUGCAUCCACGCGCCACACAUAGUCACGUAAAUAUUCCUUUCAAUAAUAAA